Molecule: messenger RNA, 7284 nt
Organism: Lottia gigantea (owl limpet)
Lineage: Eukaryota; Metazoa; Mollusca; Gastropoda; Lottiidae
Exons: 52
Coding region: 85-7284 (2399 amino acids)
Molecular function (GO): signaling receptor activity
Source: RefSeq, a predicted model, not a curated record
CGAAUGUAUUCGGCUGUCUAAAGGUAACUUGAGAUUGUAAUUUACGUGUGCCAUUUUGGAAUAUGGACUGUAUUUGUUCCAUUAAUGGUUAAUAUAAACUCAAGGUUGUUUCCUGUCAAUCAAAAAAAAUUGCAAAUGGCGUGGAUGUUAUUUCAUGUGGUGUGUUUAAUCUUCUUUGGGGAAGUUUCCUCGGUGUAUUUCGAAUGUAGAAGAAUAGGCACGACGUGUCGCAAUGGCGGAGUUUGUGUCGAGACCAAACCAGAGUGUGCUUGUGGAACACGUGAUGUUUUUGUCGGCCAUGACUGCUCUCUAAAAGUAGACGAUGUAGCGUUGCCGCAAGAAUUAUGUGAUCCACUGUGUAAAAAUGGCGGUGUAUGUCGAUCCAUACCAGGCGGUUUCUUCAAUUGUUAUUGCAAUGCAGCAUUUUUUGGUAAAGACUGUUCCCAGAAGCGAGGGACAGUGAAAUGUGCUGGUGACAGAAUGACAGUAGAAAUGACACCAUUUCCACCCUUUGAUGGUCGAGUAUUUGUCAGGGGGAAAGAAAAUGAUCCAAACUGCAGGUUUACUAGGGUGUAUGGAACUUACUCGGCAACAUUUUUAUUUAACGGACCUUGUUCAGUUGAAAAGAUGCGGGAUACACCUACGCCAGGGGAUGAAACAUACAAAGUAGAAAUAACAGUACUACACAGUCAAACAAUACAGACCAAAUACGACAUGUUAUUUACAGGUUUAUGUGUCCAUUCUGGUACGGGUAGCAAUAAUAUUGGAGAUCAAACUAGCAAUAUCGGUGACAAACCAGGAGGACCAGAUGAAACAACCAGCUCCAACUAUCAACCAGUUGUAUUUGAAUUACAGACCGUGUCUGGAUCUAAUAUUGUUCCUCCAGUAUUUAUUGGUACAGAACUACGAUUAUAUUUCGCCCUAUACGAUACAGGAAAAUACAAGAAAAUCUAUAUUGCUGAUUGUGUAGCUUUGAAUGGACUGACUGGACGAGAUCUUCGGUCUUUAACUAUGGUGAAAGAUGGAUGUCCAACAGAUGAAGGAAGAAGUGUAGUUAUGGGACAAUUAGUUUAUGAUCUAAUCACUCCAUCAGUAGUGGUCAAUUUUAAAGUAUUCAAAUUCGUUAAUUCUGAUACUUUAUCGUUUCAAUGUAACAUUCGUGUAUGUACAGCCAGUGAAACAGAUUGUAAUCCUCCGCAAUUUUGUCGACCAUCAAAAAAUUCUAUUCGAGGGAAAAGACACAUACAUCUUCAUUCUAGAGAGUUUACCCUGUCUUCCAACAAUUUCUUUGUUAAAGAACCUUUAAAUCGAACCCAUACUCAACGAAUAGUGAAAAUUGAUUCAGGUUCAGAUUCAGAUUCAGAUAUCGUCUUGGCUGAUCCAGAAAGUUGUUUAGAAACAAAGGGAAUGAUGACGACAGUAAUCGUUCUUGCUAUUGUGGUGGAUUACAAUAUGUUAUUAUUGGGAUUAUCAUUUUUAAUAACUAUUUAUAGUGUUGUGAGUCAAAGAUGUCCAUAUGGAUGGUUCCAUCGUCCUGGAAGUCAGUCCUGUUACUUGAUAACUCACGAUGAUGUACCUUAUACUUGGAAUGACGCUCAGAAUAGAUGUACAUCAUUUCAAGGAGCUCUGGUCAAAAUAAAUACACAAGAUGAAAAGGAUUGGUUAAUCUCCCAAUUAAAUAAAAUACAGCAACUAUUUAACAGUAGUAAAACAGCUACCAAGGUCACUGAAUGGUGGAUCGGACUUACUAAUAGACAAGAUAGUAAUGACUUUGUAUGGACAGAUGGUACUCAGAUGAACACAAGUUUGAUAACUUUCAACACUGAGUCAGAAACUGAUAAGCAAGUUUGCGUAAGAAUUCAAAAUCUGGAUUUUAAUGCUGUAAAGUGUACAUUAUGGAGACACUUUAUUUGUGAAAGAUCGAAAGAUAUACCAUUAAAAUGUGAAAUUGAUGAAGGUUGGACGAGUUUAAAUGAUAAAUGUUAUAAAGUAUUUGAUUAUAAAAGAACCUACAAGAGAGCAGAUGUAAAAUGCCAACUUUCUGAUGCUACAUUAGCUACUAUUCCGGACGACUCAACGCAGACGUUUAUCUGGGGACUUGUUAAGAAGUAUGGGGCUAAUAUUUGGAUCGGUUUGUCCACUGUGAUGCAAGGUGAACAGUACAAGUGGCAAUGGAUCAAUGGAACAGAUUUAAUAGCUGAUAAAGCGUACUGGAAAGAUGGUUCACCAACUCAAGCAUCUUUACAACAGUCCAAUGGAUCUUGUGUUCAGAUGUUAACUGGACCGACCAUAAAAAGAAAGCUGUCCUGGCAAACCAAUGAUUGCUACGAUAGUAUGGGGUUUGUUUGCCAAAAACCACAAGGUGUUUGUGAACCAGGGUGGUUGAUACACCAGAGCAACUGUUACCAGAUCAACACUAGACCUAUACUGUCUUGGGACAGAGCUAACGCUUACUGUACAGCUCAAAGAGGAACAUUACUCAAAAUAAAUUCUGCUGCUGACCAACUGUACGUAAAUGAUAAUAUAUUGAGUACUCUUAAACCUGGUUCUGGUGGCCUCUGGUUUGGAGCUGUAGAUGAUGGUAAAAACGGUCCUUUCAAAUGGAGUGAUGGUAUGGAUAUUCCUAAAGCUAACAAGAAUUGGGCUAAUGCCUACCCUACCAAUAUAGUAGACAAGAGAGACUGUGGUUAUAUCGACAAUAAUGAUGUUAAUGGAAAAUGGCAAACAUCAACUGACUGCUCCCAACCACGGGCCUUUGUGUGCCAGAUUCCUGUUAAUCAAAGAGUCCGAAAAGUUACCAUUCCUCCGGAAACCUUUACCUGUACAGAUGGAUGGAGUGUGUUUGGACAGUAUUGUUAUAUGUUUAAUGAUACAGAUAUAAGUUGGCCGAAUGCUAGAGCUGCUUGUCAGUCUGUUGGUGCUGAUUUAAUACGUAUUGAUAAUGUCGAUUUGCAGUCAUUUAUUACUGAUGAAGUAAGGAAGAAUAGAGGGAAUUAUUGGAUUGGUUUACAUGACAGACCUGCCGAGGGAAAAUAUGUCUGGCUUGAUGAGAAAACUGAGGAUGUUUUCAAUAACUGGGCGCCUGGUCAACCUAACAAUGUUGGUGGUAAUGAAAAUUGUAUAUAUGUUGCUGGAACACGAGGCAACGAGAAAAUGGGAAAAUGGUAUGAUUAUCGAUGCAACAUGAAACUGAAUUUUAUUUGCCAAAAACCUUCAGAUAACUCUGGAUUUACAACACCUACACCAACCAUGGCAUCUUUGUUUAAUCCUAAAUGUGGUUUAUUUUGGGAGGAUAAUCCUCAUUCACCAUAUUGUUACCAGUUUCAAGAAGAACUGUUAUCAUGGUAUGAUGCUUCAGAUACUUGUAAAAAUCGAGGUGGAAAGCUAGCCAGUAUAACAUCUAUACAAGAACAAUAUUAUAUUUCUGGUCGUAUAAAGGGUAUGAGAGCAAUGAGUAUGUGGCUAGGUGCCAGUGAUACAAGUUUAAAAGGAGGGUGGAAGUGGAAUGAUGGUUCGCCGUUUGCUUUCCUCAACUGGGAUGCAGGAGAACCAAACAAUAAGCGAAGUAAAGAAAAUUGUGCUUCAAUGUUUGUUUAUACCGCUAGAUGGGUAGAUUAUGAUUGUAAUAGACGAAGUGGUUAUAUCUGUAAGAAAAUGGGCUCAGUAGCAAGAGCAACAACCACAUUGACUCCAACAGAACCGACAAACAUACCAGAUGGGAAAUAUUAUGGCUGCUCACCAGGUUAUAAGGAAUACAGACAAUCUUGUUAUUUGACUGUAAGAGAUGCCAAGACCUGGUUAGAAUCCAGAGAUUAUUGUCGACGUAACGGUGGCGAUUUAGUCAGUAUUGCUGAUCUGGAAGAAAAUAAUUUUAUAUUUAGUCAGUCACCUGCCUAUUCUUGUGAAAAUGUCCACCUCAAUGACACAGAGUGUGAGUCCUGGGCGAAAAGAGGGGAAUGUAAAAAGAAUCCUAUUUGGAUGUCGAAGAAUUGUCGACGUGAUUGUAACAUGUGUAAUAAGAAAUGUGAAGACAAACACAGAUAUUGUGCGUAUUGGGCCAAAACGAACGAAUGCACCAAGAAUCCAAGCUACAUGUUAAUCAACUGUACUCAGUCUUGUCAAGUUUGUGAUGGAGGUGAAUCAGAUGCUCUAUGGAUUGGACUGAACGAUAGGACUUCAACCAUGAUAACCAGAAAGUUCAUGUGGACUGAUGGAUCACCUAUCACAUAUACCAACUGGGACAAUGGAGAACCUAAUAAUUAUCAGGGGAAACGUGAAAACUGCGUAAAAAUGUAUACCAACAAAGCCAUUUCACCAGGAGUAUGGUCUGACGACGAUUGUGAUACACCAUUAAAUGGUUUUAUUUGUAAAACAAAGAAAUCUAUCCAAGAUGCUGUUACAACCAACCCUCUAUCCAGUGGUUGUCCUGAUGGCCAAAUUGGUUAUCAUUCAAAGUGUUAUAAUUUCGUUUCAACGCCAUUAACAUGGCAAAAUGCUGAGAAGAAAUGUGUAAUGUCAUCAGGAAAUGAGCGAUCCACAUGUGUUGGUAUGAAUACAAGUCAUCCAAUUGGUUUAUGGACGAAUGCAAACUGCAGUCAAUCCAAACCCUAUAUUUGCGAAUCGUUACGAGAAGGUUUCACCACACCGGAAGUAACAACUGUUCCAACAACUGCAUUCCACAUUUCGUGUCCUACUGGAUGGUCCGAAUAUCUGGACAAUUGCUAUAAGAGUUUCACCAACAGGAAAACCUGGUUAGAUGCCAGACAGUAUUGUUUAAAUAUUGGUGGAGACCUGGCUAGUAUACACAAUGCUACAGCCCAAGAUGUCAUUAAAUUGACCUUCAACAGAUUUCAAUACAGAUCUUCAUAUUGGAUUGGACUAAAUGACAAGGCAACUGAAGGCAAGCAUGAAUGGACUGAUGGUACACCGGUAGAAUUUACCAGCUGGGGUAAAGAUGAACCCAAUGAUGUGAGUGGUAGAGAAGAUUGUGUUGAGGUGUCACAAUAUGGAAUGAAAUGGAAUGAUAACAAUUGUUACUUACUGAAAAAUUUCAUCUGUAUGAUCGAAAGAGGACAAAACAUAAGUUUAACAACUCCUCAACCGGUUAGCACAGAAGCUCCUGUAGCAUGUGCUGAUAAAGAUUGGGUGUAUUUCAAUGGUUCUUGUUAUUAUACUAGUCCAGCUUAUGGUCGAGACUCGUCGAAAUCUUGGUAUGAUGCUGAUAGAUUCUGUCAAGAUAAAGGAGGACACCUUACCAGUAUCCUUUCAGAAGAAGAAGACAAUUUUCUUCUCGCCAGGCUUGCAGCUAGGUCAACCGCUGGAGUCACUGUUUGGAUUGGUUUGAAUGAUCUGGAUGGUUCUUACAAGUGGACAGACGGAAGUUUGGUUCAGUAUAAAUCAUGGGGAAGAGGCGAACCAAAUGAUGCUUAUGGUGGUCAGAGGUGUAUCAACUUCUAUAGUUUAUCGGGAGAUUGGAAUGACGAUAAUUGUAUGGAUAGUUUUGGAUUUAUCUGUAAAAAGUUGAAUUUAUCCUCGAGUGUAGCUCCAACAACACCUGAGCCUAUUAUAGAUGGCGGUUGUCCUACAAACUUCAGAGCACCUGAUUACUCCAAUAAGUGUUUCUAUGUUGGCGGAUUAACUACUAGUGGAGCUCAACAGUGGGAAGUAGCCAGAAACAUGUGUAGAUCAUUAGGUCAUGGUUCAGAUUUAGCUACCAUUGGUAACAGUAAUGAACAAGCUUUUGUAGUAACUCUGUUAAGAAACACAGUAAAAACUGGAAUGUGGAUUGGACUGUUUGAUAAACAUAUUAAUGGAAAGUAUACGUGGUCUGAUAACAGUGAAUUAACCUAUACCAACUGGGGACCAGGAGAACCUAGUGAUCAUUGGUCUUACAGUAGAUUCAACAGGGAAGACUGUGUCGAGAUUCAUUUAGAAGAUGGUAGAGUCGGAACCUGGAAUGAUCAGAAAUGUCUGGAUAAAAGACCUUACCUAUGUCAAUCUAAAAGAGAUACAAGAAUACCAAAGGUACCACCCACUUCAACAAUAGUCUGUCCAUCAGGAUAUAUCAGCUAUGGAACCAGUUGUUAUAAACUUGUCAAUCAACCAAAAACUUGGCAAGACGCCCAGAAACUAUGCCGAUCGGAUGGAGCAACGUCAAAUUUGGCAUCAACAUUUUCAAUGUAUGAACAAGCUUUUAUGGAAGUUUUAACCUACUCUUUGAAGUCGCCAUAUUGGAUUGGAUUAUCAGACCAAAAGGAGAAAGGGGUUUAUAAUUGGGUUGAUGGUUGGCCAACGUCCUUUUCUUACUGGGGUGACAAUGAACCAUCUAAAGCGGACGGAGAAGGUUGUGUUGCAGUAAUGAAUGGAAAAUGGAAUGAUACAUUAUGUAAUUCCUCAUAUCCAUUUAUUUGUAUGAUUAACACUGCUCCACCACCUCCAACCACACCAAUGCCCACUGGUAGAUGCGCAGAUCCAACAUGGACGAUGUUUGGCGACUUUUGUUACUUUGCUGAUUUUUUGAACAGUAGAUCAUGGCCAGAAGCUCGCUACAUUUGUCAAUCACGCGGAGCGGAACUGUUAAGCAUACAUAACAAAGAAGAGUUAUCGUUCGUGAAGCAGUUAGCUCAUUCGCAGACUUUUACAACAAGGCGGUCAUUAUUCUACCGUACUUCGUCUGUAGCUAAUAAAAUAUGGAUUGGAUUAUACAAGGUGGCGAAUGGAGGGUUCCAAUGGAGUGAUAAAUCACCAGCUCUGUUUUUAAACUGGGCCACUGGUGAACCUUCUGAUACUGAUGCCAAGUUACAUGAAAAUUGUGUAGAACUUUACAGAGAUUCUGGAGUAUGGAAUGAUGUGGAUUGUUUUGGUAAUAAGGCGUACAUCUGUAAAGCCAAGAAAAUUGUCAUGACCACAACAACAACAACUACACCAACACCACCAACUACAACAACAGCUAAAUCAACAGCAACUGGUGAUUUAGUUACAGUUGACAAUAAUCAACGAAAUCUACCGACAUCACUCCCUGUCCGUCGGAAUCCCAUAGGAACUUCAAGUGGGUUAUCUGGAGGAGAAAUUGCUGGAAUAGUUAUUGGAGUUGUAGGAUGUGCAAUAAUCGUUGUAGUAUUCCUUAUUAUAGUCAAAAGGCAACGCAGUGCCAAAAGUAUUCCGUCGAUGGAAUCCGUAGGAUUUGAUAAUGCUUUAUACAGUAAAUCAGCAAGUGAUAUAGACACAGAUAACAGUGAAAUACAAUCACAAAGUGGUGUUAUCAAAAUAGGACAAAUUAAUUAG